AUGGCCCCUGGCUCGCCCCCUCCGGCGGUUCUGCCCCAGCGCCGACACGAUUUAGAUGUAGCGAAACAGCAGCUGGUCUGCAUCGUUACCAUCGUUGCGACUCUCUUUGUUCUUUGCCCAGAACGAAUUUUUGACUUGGUUAUCUCGUUGAACGAGAAAUGGGAUAGAGCACCGGCGGUGGUGAAAUACUUUGUUCCUGUCCAGAUACCCGAGAUCGCACCCCCGUCAGAGCAAAUUGUUGGUUUGGUGAAGAACCAAGUAGCCACCGCAGGCGACAAACUGCAUCACUUCUCACUGCAGCUGAGAUCGAUGGUGCGUGCGCUGGUCGAUUGGAUCCUACGCCAAACUGGUAGCGGAUCAUUCAGCAAAGAUACGCCUGGUUCUGAUGCCAAGACUCCCAAGAAGCCAAAGCAAGACCGAUGGGUGGCAGUCCUAGUUACGACCCCGAUUCUUGAGGAGCGCAACCCUUUCCAGAUCGACGCGGAUCUCGACAGCGAAAUUCUUGAACUCAUCUCUUGGGAUAGCUCCGAGUUGUCGCCAAAUUUGGCAAUUAUCCUGUCAUCGACUUUCAAGGUCCAAUUAACACUCUGUCUCAUUCCAAGGAGCAUCUGGUAUUCUCGCAAGACUCUUCUGGAGAAGUUUACGACGGGACUUUACUGGAGCCAUCAACCAGGACACUCACACUGCCAAGGACAGCAAUGGGAUGAAGAUAGAAUAAAGGCUAUCUCGAGAGUUCAGUACAUUGGAACAGUCAAUGAACACAAGGAUAUUGUCAAGGUCAACGAACACUUUGACUCUCUUCGAAAGGGAUGGAAUGAUGUCAACACCUACUGGAACGACGUCGACUAUGCCAUCUUAUUAUCCUUCCUUCUUGUCGGAAAAUCCUCGACGGAGAUUUGCAAGAAGAUGUUCGACCACUUUGCCAACCUCCGAGUCGAAUAUGCUCAACGCAACACGGAUUUAAAUCGCUCGCGCGCUGGCGCCGCUCUCUUGACGUUACUGACAGGUGGCCUGGCUGCCCCCGUCACGAUUCCGAUGAUGAUGGGAGCUGGCGACGCCGCAAUGACCAUGUCAGCGAAUGACCGUUACCUGUGGGGAGAAAGGAACAACAUGUGCAAGGAACUCAUGGCGCGACACAAAGAACUGGAGGCGAUUAUCGAAUUGAAGGAUAUAGAGAUAAAUGUUACCAAGCCAGUAACCUUGCCUCCAGCAUUAGAGUCGAGUUGGUUGGCCGAUGAUGCUUGGUAA
Messenger RNA from Fusarium graminearum PH-1, 1248 nucleotides. RefSeq lists its product as uncharacterized. Lineage: Eukaryota; Fungi; Ascomycota; Sordariomycetes; Hypocreales; Nectriaceae. The transcript is spliced from 4 exons. The coding region runs from base 1 to 1248 and encodes 415 amino acids. The record is from RefSeq and is a predicted model, not a curated record.